Molecule: messenger RNA, 588 nt
Organism: Schistocerca americana (American grasshopper)
Lineage: Eukaryota; Metazoa; Arthropoda; Insecta; Orthoptera; Acrididae
Exons: 3
Coding region: 1-588 (195 amino acids)
Source: RefSeq, a predicted model, not a curated record
AUGGAGCUCUGUUCACAUAAACUUGAAAAUAUUGUUAUCAGUAUGUCUGAACCUGUUGUGUUGCACCAGGAUCCUACUAGUGAACAGACAACAGGUAAUGCAGAACGGCAGAAGAAUGAUACAAAAGUAGGAAGUCUAAUAGUAAGUGUGCUAAGUAAACCAGAUGCUGAAUUUGUGUUGACGUGUAAAUAUGAUAUAGAUACUUGGGACAAAUUAUGUGCCCAAAUUGAAAAUCUAAAUGAUGAAUUAACUAAACAUGAAGAGAACACAUUGUCUGAAAGAAAAUUAAAUGGUCGAAUUAUAUCUCUUCUUGGAAAGGGAUAUGAUAAUUUCAAAGAUCUGUGGGAGACAAUACCACUUGAAAAUCUCAGUAUGAACCUACAUAUUGAAAAACUUUGUACCAUUCAACUGUGUGAACAAAAUGUGAUGCACAUAACUGCAUUUGUCGUUUGCAUCACAUGGAAGAAGAAGAUGUCGAAAGGGAGAACAAAACAAAACUUUACAUGCAAUAAAUCUAAACAUAUAUGUCACUGGGCAGUGAGUUUCUUUCACAGUGAAUUUGAUGUUGCUGAAGCGGUUUCAUUUUGA